Molecule: messenger RNA, 399 nt
Organism: Aegilops tauschii subsp. strangulata
Lineage: Eukaryota; Viridiplantae; Streptophyta; Magnoliopsida; Poales; Poaceae
Source: RefSeq, a predicted model, not a curated record
AUGCAGCUGCCGCCUCACCCGGCUCCGCCCGCCAUCCUCACGCCGCUCGCCCACGCCCGCCGCGCCUACGCCGCUCGACCCUGUCGCCCUUGCUGCAGCUGCCGCCUCACCCGGCUUUGCCCGCCAGCCGAGGUUGCUGCUCGCGUGCUGCUGCCUGUGGCGCACGCUCGGCCGCCGCGCCGUUGCCUGCUGCGCGCCACCCCGUUCUCCCAGUCCCGCUACCCCGCUACCCAGCUCGCCGUUCCGGCCUGCCGCACCGCCCCGUCCUGCUUCCUGCGCCGCCGCCUCCCCACAGCUCCCCCCCGCUCUCCUGGCCCACGCCCGGCGCCCGCGGCCAGCGCCCCGCCGUGGCCGCGGCCGUCGCCCGGGUUCGCCCCGACAGGCACCCGUGCCCGUUAA